Prunus armeniaca (apricot) is the source of this 624-nucleotide messenger RNA. The record is from the annotation of a GenBank genome assembly. NCBI's taxonomy places the organism in Eukaryota, Viridiplantae, Streptophyta, Magnoliopsida, Rosales, Rosaceae.
AUGGAAAUAUGGACCAAUGGGAUGAUGGAGGAGACUUCAGUUGUGCAUCAUUUGUAUGUUUGGAUGAGGAAUGCUUGGAUUAGGAAGUAUCAGGCUGCCCUGUCGGUGUCUAAUUCGCGAGCUAAGGCGAAAUGGCAAAAAACCCCUCUGGGUGCCAAUAAGAUCAAUGUUGAUGGGGCUUUUCAGGUGCACACUGGCAUUGGGGGUGGGGGGAUCAUUGCUCGUUACUCUGCAGGAUGCUUUGUAGCUGCACGUGCAUGCAAGUUCAACCAUGUUGCUUCUCCGGAACAUGCGGAAACUCUCGCUCUCCGUGAGGCCCUACUCUUUGCCCAAGACUUUGGUCCGGUUCCUAAGAUGAUUGAGAAGAUUCAUGCGCGAGGCGUGCUACAGUCUAUUCAAGAUACGAUGGAGGAUAGAUCCCAGCUCAGCUGUUUGUUUUCCGAUUGCAAGUUUUUACUUUCCCAGUUAGAGAAUGUUUCCAUUCAAUUUGAUUAUAGAGAAACUAACCAAGCGGCGCACCGCUUAGCUAGGUUGGCUCUCACUCUACCAGAAACAACAUCGUGGCUUCAGGACCCUCCUGAUGCUGUGUGUGAUGUUUGGUGGAGGACAGUAUGCAAUCUUUGA